Messenger RNA from Dimorphilus gyrociliatus, 1725 nucleotides. Lineage: Eukaryota; Metazoa; Annelida; Polychaeta; Dinophilidae. The record is from the annotation of a GenBank genome assembly.
AUAGUAUAAAUCUGCAGUGACUUUCAACCUUUACUUUCCUUUUCUUUAAACAAAAAGUAGUAUCGUUCUGAAAGGAAAAAGAGACAGCGAGAGAGAGGGAGAGAGAAAGAGAGUUAGCGAAUGAGAUCGAAAAGAGAGAAUAAGAACGAAAAUAGUAGUUACAUUAACUAAUAUUUUGUACUAUAGUUAUAUAAUCAAUAAAUAGAACAAUAUGCUUAUUAAUAGUAUCCCUAACUCUUAAGCAUUGCUAUUCGUUACAAUACUCAAAUCUUUAUCUCUCAAUAACUUCUACAAAAGAUUCAUUAAAUAACGGCCUGUAGACAAGAGUCUGUUGUUGUUUGACCGCUAAUUUUUGCAUAUCAUAAAUUACAUAGGUAUGCUAAGAAAUGGCAGGUUUCUAUUAUGAUAAAAUGUUUCAAAACGCCUUACACUCCCAUUUGCAAACUGCCGCCGCAGGAAAUCAUUCUUCAUAUAGUGGAGAGACGCCACCAUUUUUUAGUAAUGUCGCUUCAACUACAUCGGCAAGUUCUAUGUACGCUAGUCGUCUACAAUAUGCUGCUGCUCCAGCGCCAAACGUUUGGCCUGCCGCACAGGAUUCUGCCAGUACUUAUGGAGCAACACAACCGUCUACGUCGUCACCAACUGUUCCCAGAACUUAUGGGCCUUUAGCUCACACACAUCCUACAUCUUUCGCCUAUUCUGCCUACUCUCCUAUGCACGCCGAUAUUAACGCUUGGAAUUAUCAAUCGCAUUCACUGGAAGCUCUAAAUAGAUCGGCAGCUGGAGCUUACCCAUUAGACGCCGAUUAUUAUGCUGGCGAGGGUAGAGAGUGCGCCAACUGUGGUGCCAUUUCGACACCACUUUGGAGAAGGGAUGGGACAGGACAUUAUUUGUGUAACGCAUGUGGAUUAUAUCAUAAGAUGAAUGGUCUAAGUAGGCCACUUUUAAAGCCUCAGAGACGUUUAAGCGGUUCAAGGAGGAUAGGCCUCUCAUGUGCCAAUUGCCAUACAACUCAGACAACACUCUGGAGGAGGAACCCCGAAGGUGAACCGGUCUGCAACGCAUGUGGUUUAUAUUUCAAACUUCACGGUAUUAACCGUCCGUUAGCGAUGAAGAAAGAGGGUAUACAAACUAGAAAGAGGAAACCUAAAUCGUCCAAGGUAAAGGUCAAGGAAGAAGCGUCAAAUUCUGGUUGGUAUCUUUAGAUAUCUUUCUCAAUAAAUCGCUUAUCAAUGUUUAUAUCAUUUAUUAAAAUAUAAUUCAACUGUUUAUUUAAAUAAUAAUUUUGAAUUUAUUUUUCAGACAAUAAAAAUUCAACGGACGUUAAAAACAACUCUUGCAAUAACUCCAACACCACAAUACCGACCAAUUCAACAGAUUUGCCUUUCACAGUCCCAGGGCAAUCUUCCGCGAAAGUAACGUCAUCAACGUCAUUUUGCCCACCUUCUUCAAUGGGUCUUGUGCAACAUUAACAAUUGUUUGUUUUUGUCUAUCUAUACAGUUUUUGUUUUUUUUUCGGUGGAUAUAUAUAUCUAUACAUACAUAAUACUUUUCAUGUAAAAAUCGGUUUUUUUUGUUUGUUUGUAAAAUUUUAAUUAUUAUUCAGUAUUUAUAAAACAAAUGUAUUACUGAAAAGUGCGUUUUUUUUUUAUUCUAAAAUUCAGUCUUUUUUUUUUUAUAAAAAAAAGUUAAAUAAAAUUCCGAAAGGAGAAAAUUACAUUAAAA